Molecule: messenger RNA, 969 nt
Organism: Dictyostelium discoideum AX4
Lineage: Eukaryota; Evosea; Eumycetozoa; Dictyosteliales; Dictyosteliaceae
Exons: 1
Coding region: 1-969 (322 amino acids)
Molecular function (GO): L-ascorbic acid binding; oxidoreductase activity, acting on paired donors, with incorporation or reduction of molecular oxygen; iron ion binding
Source: RefSeq, a predicted model, not a curated record
AUGGCACAACAAAGAUCAAUUGGACAUUAUAUGAAAGAACCAUCAAUUUCAAUAAGCAAUUCAUUUGAUUUAUCAAAAAUUACAAAAAAAGAUUUAUGGGGUGGUGGAUUUAUAUUACAUAAUGCAUUAAGUGAAGAGGAAUGUAAAUAUUUUAUAGAGGAAGCAGAAAAGAUUGGUUGGGAAAGUUUACAUUGGCAACGUGGUGAAAAGAAUGAUUUUCGAAUUAAUGAUAGAAUUAUGGUAAUGAGUGAAGAUAUUGCAAGGUUUGCUUGGGAAAGAGUUGAAAACUUUUUGAACGAUAAUGGAUUAGACAUAACUACAACAGUUAAACCAGGUGACGGUCUAUAUAAAAUUGGUUCACCGAGUGGUGUUUGGAAACCUAUUGGCUUAAAUCCAAAGUUUAGAAUGUGUAAAUAUUAUAAAGGUGGUUUAUUCAAGAAACAUUAUGAUGGCUCCUAUGUUCAAAGUUCAACAAAGAGAUCAUUGUAUACAUUUAUGUUUUAUUUAAAUCAAGAUUAUACAGGUGGUGCAACAAACUUUUUAGAUGAUCAAAGUUUAAAGAGCAUUUCAUCAGUUUUACAUUUCAAAGAUACCAAUACAGGUACUGGAAAUGAUUUAGAGUUAAAUGAUGAUGAUGACUCUUUAAAAGCGGUGGAUUUGCAAUCACUAAAAGUUAUCGAUGUAGUUGGUCCAUUAAAAACUGGUAAUUUAGUUGUAUUCCCACAAGAUCUUUUCCAUGAAGGUUCACCCGUAUUGGAUGGAAUUAAAUAUAUCAUGAGAACUGAUGUAAUGUUUGAAAAAAUUGCAGAUAUCAAUACCGAUCAACCAGUUGACCCUGAAGCUGAAGCUGAAAGAUUAUUAGUUAUGGCUGAAGAAUUAGAAAGAUCUGGUUCCACUGAUGAAAGUAUUAAAAUGUAUAAGAAAGCAUUUUCUUUAUCAAAAAAUUUAGCUUCAAAAUAUGGUUUUUAA